This is a messenger RNA of Hevea brasiliensis (rubber tree), 4112 nucleotides long. Its product is annotated as putative cytochrome c biogenesis ccmB-like mitochondrial protein. Gene Ontology annotation, cellular component: membrane. The transcript has a single exon. Bases 3296 to 3997 code for a protein of 233 amino acids. NCBI's taxonomy places the organism in Eukaryota, Viridiplantae, Streptophyta, Magnoliopsida, Malpighiales, Euphorbiaceae. The record is from RefSeq and is a predicted model, not a curated record. Gene Ontology annotation, molecular function: heme transmembrane transporter activity. Gene Ontology annotation, biological process: cytochrome complex assembly; heme transport.
GAAAUAAGUAUAUGCUUACUCAUACGUAACUAGAAAGCCGUAGGUCCUAUACCCCUAUCUCACGAUUCAAAGCCUUUCUUGGUGGAUUACCUUAUCGGUACCCUAAACUCAGGUUUGAUAGACCUACGAAUGCAGCUCUUAUCUUUGGACUACGGCAUUACACGGCAUUCUACAAUGAAGAGAGGGAUCGGAGAUUGAUCGCAGUAGCUGGUAAGAAGAGAGAUUUUGAUUCAGGAAAGGGUCUUGCUAUUAACAUCUUUCUUGCUUUCGCUACGACCCCUUUGGAACUAGUUCAAAUAAGGUCCUCUUGGAACUCUUCUGCGUGCUGCCGGUCUUCCCCUCGCGUGGGGUUCGGGAAGGCCUAAUCAUUUCAUAGGAAGAGCCGAACCGGGCUCCUAACCUUAGGGAACUUCAGAAAGGAAAGCCCCCUUUCCUGGAAAGCCCCUUCAUAUUAGUUAGAGACAGAGCUACUGUCCUCAGAGCUCUUAGGGACCACUCGAUAGUCGUACCACCAUGGUCUUUCUCUAUUGGACUGAACUUCGAUGGAAAAUGUUUUCUUAGCCCAUGAGCUCGUGCGAAACUGACACCAUUGAGAUUGAAAAUGGUUUUCAAGUCGAUUUUCCCUUAGCAUUUCAUGCUUAUUCUAAUAUCGUAUUCUAAGGUCAUACUUCUCAGACCGAUAUGGCAUGCUUAGCCGACUUGGCAUUUUAUGCCCACUCUAUGGCAGCCGACUAGGCAUUGAAUGCAUACCCCAACCCCACUCUAUGCUUAUCCGGCAUUUCAUGCCCUAAGUGUUCAGUCCCAACGCUAAAGCUAAAACUUAGCCGAAUAAAGGCAGAAAGCCGAUUUCUAUUUAUAAAGGGAAAGAUAUCUGACCGAGCACUUGAAUCCAGAGAUUCUAUCGGCACGGGUAUCCCGUUUCAACGAACUCACUCUGAAACCACCAAAUACUGACUGGCCAGUUAGGACAAGGGAAAAAAUUCAAGUAUCACCAAACUUGGGUAUCUUCUUUCAGGGUGAUAGUUUAAGAGCAAGGCCUUGACUUUGAAUUUACGUCGAGAUCAUUAGAAUUUGCUCUUAGAGCUAAAUCGUCAAUCUCUUCUUCCCAGGCAGGAUUAAGGGAAAAGGGAUUACCCCUCCCCCCUCCGGUACAAACUGAUAUUGAUCAAUAUCCGCUUCACGAAUUCGUCGAAGACGAAUAUCGGAAAAGAUCCGUUCAGCUUGUUCCUGAACGGCGAUGGAUUCCCCGCUAUAGGAAUCUUUCCAGCAGCCCCGCUUUGCUUUUGAAGCGGUCGGGGCCGGCUAUUCUCUCUAAAACCUGCCUUGAUCGUGUAAGAGAAUUCUGAAUUCGCUUGCAGCUCUUACUCGCUUUCAACCCUUUGAAAGCUACUGGCGAGGAAGACGGGGACUAGUCUAAGCCCACCGCCAAAGUGGAGUUCUUCUAUCUGGGACGGAUUUUUUGACAAUUAGGCAUUAGCAGUUGGUGGAAAUCCACAACGAAUGAGUUCUAACCUUUCUUUUUUUUUUUUCUCGAACCAAGAGAUGCAAUGAAGUUCCUCCCCCUUUCAGUGCUCUAAUCUACUAGGGAUGGAGUGAAGCUGGAAGGCUGUGUCAAGAAAAAGGCUAGUGAAAUAAAUGCCUCAGAAGAGCAAGGUGCAACCGUCUCUCUUACCGAGCUUUCUGGGAAAGAAAGGAAAUCGGUUUUGGUUGGCAGCAAAAUGUUUGACGCGGGGUAUCUUUUACUAGGCGGCAAUUCUCAUGGUUCAGGGUUCUGUAUGUCAACUGCUUUACCGGCUCUCUCAUAGCUGAUGCAAGAAAAAAGAGCUCUCUCUGGUCUUAAUUGACCACGGAUCAGGUCACGCUUGCCCAUGAUGCACGAGCUAACCAACUACUUGGGAAGUCAUCCAUUGCUCUCCCUAUCUUAUUCUUUUUGUACUUAUCACGAUCAAUUCCUUUUCAAAUUCUGCUACUAAAGCACUUCUUUGGGCAAAUGCGAACCUCCCAUUGCCUAGGCUCGCUCUCUAUUGCUGUAGCUGAGUCCGUCUAUGGACUGCUCCUUCCUGGUAUGUAAAUGGUAGACGGGGUUCAAAUACCGAUUCCUGGUUUUCUAAAGCACCUUUAUUUUAGGAUCCUCAGAAGGUAAUCCCCUUACUUAACUUAAUAUAAGGGGUCAACAAAGACCAGAAAUCAAUGUAUAAAGAACCACAUAGACCCCAUAUACUAAUAAUUACCUAUGAAAUAAUCUCUCUCAGUUGAUGGGAUAAAAUAGGCGAUUUUGAAUAUCUCUUCUUACCUGACCUGGAAGAGGAACCGUUGGUGGAAUCACCUCCCACUUCACUUCUCUUAAUUUGCUUUCACAAAUAAACAAAGCCCGGGAUAAAGCUUUAUUAAAGCAAGGCUACCGAUGAAAGAGAGAUAGUGAUUCGUUGAUGUUGAUGAAAGAAAUGAUUGGUUUCAACUUAGGGUCAGGAGAAACCCUCCAUAUUGCUCUUCUAUCUCAAGGUUCAACCAGCCUAAGGAGAAGGACGGGGGGGAAGUCUUAACCAGACGCCAAGGCGUGAAAAUAUCCUAUCCGGAUCCAUCCGAGCCAAAUCUUUACUUUAGAAAGGUAUUCACCGCUCAUCCAAGUGGGAAGAACUAAGACUUGAAUUUCAACUAUGCCGAGGGGAAUCGAUUGAUUAGGUCGACUAAGAAAACCUCCGUCACAGAAGCCCGGGAAACUUCGAUUUCACUUCUCAUUCUAUCGUAUCAAGGCGAUAGCUUCGGAUUCAGACAUUCCGAUAUCGUCCUUAUGUUAUGCCUGAGCCCUCUUUUCAUCUAACUAUAAAUAUCGUAUAAAGAAGAAAGUAACUUUUACGCCCAAAAACUCCCAUGCUUUUGUUUGGUCAACAACCAACCACAACUCUCGUUUCCUUCAAAAAGACUCCUACAGGCUUGACGGAGUUAAGCUGUCUGGAGGGAAGAAUUCAAUCUCAAUCCAUCAUGCCUCAACUGGAUAAAUUCACUUAUUUUACACAAUUCUUCUGGUCAUGCCUUUUCCUCUUUACUUUCUAUUUUACACAAUUCUCCUGGUCAUGCCUUUUCCUCUUUACUUUCUAUUUUUCUAUAUUCUUACUGAGAUCGCUAUGGUAUGUCCCUUAUGAGAAAUCUCCAUCAUGGAAGAGAGUCUUUUUUUACUUUCUAUUUGAGCCGAUCAUUUAUAAGAUGAAACUUUUCAUUUUUUUAUGGAAAUUUUUCCUAACCUCUCUGACUAAUCCAAGGCCUCAUUCUUGGAAAGAAUUUUUUUACUGGAUUUAUGAAAGAUUUAAAGUUAUAUAUAGGCUUUACCUUCUUCUUUUGGCAGAACACAAAAAAAAAAGAACGAAGAAGUAAGGAAAUGAGACGACUCUUUCUUGAACUAUAUCAUAAACAGAUCUUCCCCUCCACACCAAUCACGAGUUUUUCUUCAUUCCUCUCGUAUAUCGUCGUAACGCCCUUAAUGCUAGGUUUUGAAAAAGACUUUUCAUGUCAUUCCCAUUUAGGUCUGAUUCGGAUCUCUCCGUUGUUUCCUUUUCCUCCCGCACCUUUUCCUCGAAAUGAGAAAGAAGAUGGUACACUCGAAUUGUAUUAUUUAAGUGCUUAUUGCUUGCCAAAGAUCCUACUUCUACAAUUGGUAGGUCACCGGGUUAUUCAAAUAAGUUGUGUUUUCCGUGGUUUUCCCAUGUUACAACUUCCGUACCAAUUCGGUCGAUCCGGAAUGGAUUGGUUAAACAUUCCAUUAGGGAGCCUGGUCUUGACUCUUCUGUGUGGUAUUCAUUCUCGUUCGGCUCUUGGAAUCACAUCCAGCAGUGGUUGGAACAGCUCGCAAAAUCCAACCACUUCACCUACUUUAUUGCCCCCAACCGUUUCUCGUACCUCUAUUGAAACAGAAUGGUUUCAUGUUCUUUCAUCGAUUGGUUAUUCCUCUCCGUUCGUAUCUCUUUUUCCAAUUUCGGUCUCGAUUAGUUUACAAGAUUGAAUGGCCAAUUCUCCUCUGAACCCUCGAUUCGAUUGUUUUCCAAGAAUGUUGAGCCGGGUAUGUAAGUCAUGUAUCUGGGAGGAACUUAAAAGAAGGGCUUUCGGUUUUUUGCACC